GUCACGCUGCUCCAUUUGUUGUGAAUUUAACAACAGCUGAAUAAUAAGCAUAUUUGGUAAAAAGACAAUUAUGCGAUUUCCCGCAGCUAGCUUAUAGCGCCCCCACCACCCCGUGAUUGCCAUGCCAAGAGGGGAACCCGCCGAGGAGUCGCCACUUAUCCCGCAGCCAAGCAAAGCGCUCGAGCGCCCGGACAAAGCAGCCCCGAAUAAUAAGUAAUUCCGUGGAAAAGCACAUUACGAAGAUGUCGACGGAGGAACAUGUGUGGCGAGCGCAUGUUGUGAGGCGAUUACGCGAACGCAACCGCAAGGAGUGCGAGAAUUUCAAGGAAAUAAUCGAACAAAACAACCGCCUGAUCGACCAUGUCGCACAGCUCAAGUCGGACAACCUGAAGCUGUCCGUGGAGAACGAGCAGCUACGCAGUGCGGUGUCAACAGGUGGCACCGGCUCCAAUGUGGCCAUUGCCACGCUUGAGAAGAAGCUGCUCAGCCAGCAGGAGGAGCUAACGGAGCUGCACAAGCGGAAGGGCGAGAACUCGCAGAUGAUCGUGGACCUCAACCAGAAGGUGGAGCAGCAAAGGAUCUUGAUAUCCGAAAGGGAAAGGAGCCUCGCCGAACAGCAAACGAACAACAAUCGAUUGCGGGCCGAAGUGCAGCUACUUCAUUCGAGUUUGGAGGAGCUCAAGAAGCUAAACAACACCAUGCUGGAUGAGCAUACAGCCCUGCAGUUGGCGUUUAGCUCACUUGAGGAUAAAAUGCGAGGCGUACAGGAUGAAAAUCGGUGUCUGCUGGAGCGUCUCAUGCGUUACAAGUCCAAGGAUGCCGACAAGUUGAACGAGGAGAACGAGAGCAUUAUAAGGAAACGUUCGGCCAAACUGAAACGUGACCUUGAGGACGCCGUCCGCGAGCCCAGUUCAUCGUCCGGCAACGUUCCAGCAUCGCCGUCGCCCGGUGCAGCAUCGCUGCAACGCAACUCCACCAGUCCUGCCCAGUUCAUUGGCGGAAUCAUUGGCGACGAGGACUUCGACGAGGCGACAAUAAAUGGAGCCAUGGAAGCCAUAGGUCUCGAUGAUAAUGAAUAUAUUAGCGCUCGUUUUACAGCAGGCGGCGGGUGCGAGGUUGGUGACCUAACAACCCGAUCUUCCAUCGAUGCCCUGAAGGCCACGGGCUAUAUGGGUCAGGCCAAUCCGACCAAGAUCCUAAUGAAAUUUGAGGCACAUGAAAACGAAUCGCAUGCGGUGCGCUGGAGUCCCGUAGAGCGUAUGGUGGCCACUGGUGGUGCGGAUCGCAAAGUGAAACUCUGGGAUAUUGGCAAAAAUUCCACCGAGCCACGUGCCGUUCUAAGCGGUAGCAGUGCCGGCAUCAAUUCUGUGGAUUUCGAUUCCACCGGCGCCUAUAUAUUGGGCACCUCCAAUGACUACGGUGCUCGGGUAUGGACGGUGAUGGAUAAUCGACUAAGACACACGCUGACGGGUCACAGUGGCAAAGUAAUGGCCGCCAAAUACGUCCAAGAGCCGAUUAAAGUGGUGACCGGAAGCCAUGAUCGCACUCUAAAGAUCUGGGACUUGCGCAGCAUCGCCUGUAUAGAGACCAAAUUCGCGGGAUCGAGCUGCAACGAUCUGGUGACCACCGAUAGCCUGGGAUCCACGAUCAUCAGCGGGCACUAUGACAAGAAGAUUCGAUUCUGGGACAUACGCACCGAGAAGCAGGCAGACGAUGUCCUGAUGCCGGCCAAAAUAACGUCUUUGGAUUUGUCAAAGGAUUGCAAUUACCUCAUAUGCUCUGUAAGAGAUGAUACCAUUAAAUUAUUAGAUUUACGCAAAAAUCAAGUUAUAUCCACGUUUACAAACGAACACUUUAAAAUCAGCUGUGAUUUCGCUCGGGCUUCCUUCAACUCGAGCGGCCUAAAGAUCGCGUGUGGAUCAGCGGAUGGCGCCAUAUAUAUUUGGAAUGUGAAUGGUUUCCUAGAAACUACUCUCAAGGGGCACAGCACUGCGGUAAAUGCCGUCAGCUGGAGCCCCAACAACAAUAUGCUGGCCUCUGUUGGCAAGAACAAGCGAUGCAUUAUCUAUUCGGAUUCGUAGCCCUAAAUGAUGUUGCCAUAAUAAUCGUCGUCGAGUCAGUGUCGGUUCCAAAUUACUGAAACGCUUAUAUAGUCAGAGACAAAGCGCCAUGCGGAGGAGAGUCUGCUGUAAAUAUAUAUAGUAAAGGCGGUUGGCGAAUGGCAAAGAUUUACUCUUGAAAAAUAAUACGUUAAAAGCAGAGUACUGGGCCGAGUGUCGAUUUUACGACUGCGAUGGUGAUAUAUGAUCUUCCAUUUACUGCCUGCCACCUGUGCUGCUGCCACCUCAGGCAGCAGUAAUGCUCAUUCGGGCAGAGCUCUUAUGCAUCCUUCGAACGUGAUGUAUUUUAAUUUCUGCAUAUGUGAUCAAUUCUUGGCACGAAUGCUGGAACAGAGCUCUGGGCAGAAGGAGAACAGAGCAGAGCACAAGAGGACCAAUUAUUUCGUAUGCUGACGGAGCACAAUCGACACUGGGGAAUCUCUAAUUGAGCGAGGAAAAUAGCCACGGCACCACCAUCAUUACAAAUCUAACAUUAUGUUCUAUAGAAGAACCACAACUUAGCGCUAAGUACCGCAGCGAUAUAAAAUCUCCGUGGCGCUCUCAAGUACGAGUGUGGUACCUACUUCAAGUAUAUAGUGUCGUUGAAGAUGCAAUGCUAAGUAAAUUAAUUGAGAGGAAUUCCGUCAACUGCCAGGAGGCAACGAAGAGUGAGCUCUGCGAUGAGGAUGGUAGGAUGAGAGGAUGAGGUGACAGGCGGACAGGAGUCACUUUCCCGUAUGCAAGCAAAGCCAGCAAGUGAGCGUUCCUCCAGUAGAUAAAGAUACAAAUCUGCACGAAGCCUGUUUCCUGUUGUGCCGAGGGUGCAUUUAUUUGCAUGAUUCACACAGCUGCUGCUGCUGGAUCUUCAUACAGGUGUACCAUCCGCAUGGCCAUAAUGAAGAUGGGACGUUGAGUCGCGUCGCCUCGCUGGGAAACCUGGGGGAAACGAGCACGACAUUUGGACCUUCCUUUCUGCUGCCCACAUGGAAAAGUGAAUCGCUGCCUCGACUCGUAGUCGGAGUGUGUGUCGUGCAUUUUGGGCGACUCUAAGUGAGCAUGUUCCUGGAAAUCCAAGGCCCUUGAGUCGCCUUUUACAGUUGUGGCUGCAUUUUAAGUUUUAUUGAAGUAUAAAUAAUAAUUCGCAGGUGUCUGCAUUCCAAGCCUUGAUUCGCA
Molecule: messenger RNA, 3272 nt
Organism: Drosophila kikkawai
Lineage: Eukaryota; Metazoa; Arthropoda; Insecta; Diptera; Drosophilidae
Source: RefSeq, a predicted model, not a curated record